AUGGGACAGGAACCUGCUCCCAACCCUCUGUGUCCCGGAGGCCCCUGCUCAUCAGGAGCUGCCAGCAGUACGGGCGGCUAUGCCACAAUAACGGCCGCAAAGCUGGAGCUGAACACCAAGUGCGUGGUGGAAAUGGAAGGGAACCAGACGGUGCUUCACCCGCCCCCUGCAAGCGCCAAGCAGGGAGAAAG
Tinamus guttatus (white-throated tinamou) is the source of this 191-nucleotide messenger RNA. NCBI's taxonomy places the organism in Eukaryota, Metazoa, Chordata, Aves, Tinamiformes, Tinamidae. The record is from RefSeq and is a predicted model, not a curated record.